AUGAGUUCCAGGAAAGUCGUGUUCAACAUCAGCCGGUCAUACGAGACAAAGCAGGUCUUGGGUGAAGGUGCUUAUGGAGUGGUGGCGUCAGCAGUGCAUAAGCCGACGGGCCUAACUGUGGCCAUCAAGAAGAUCGAACCUUUUUCGAAGACAAUCGUGUGUCUUCGUACUAUCCGGGAACUCCACCUAUUGAAUUUUUUUCGCAAUCACGAGAACAUUAUUGGGUUUUACGAUGUGCAGCGGCCCAAAGACUUUGAGUCGUUCAAUGAGGUGUACUUGAUCCAAGAAUACAUGCCCACAGACUUGCACAAGCUCAACCAUUCGCUGGAUAUUCUGGACAAACACAUCCAGUACUUCAUUUACCAGAUUCUUCGGGGAUUGAAAACCAUCCACAGCGCAAACGUGAUUCACCGCGACCUCAAGCCCCUGAAUGUGCUCGUAAAUUACAACUGUGACGUGAAGAUCUGUGAUUUCGGCUUGGCCCGGAUUAUGGGGUCGACGAUGCUGCCGCUAGAAUCAAAACUCACCGAGUACGUCGCCACACGCUGGUACCGGGCGCCCGAAAUCAUGCUUCUGCAGUCGAUGUACACUACUGCAGUUGACCUCUGGUCCGUGGGGUGCAUGAUGGCCGAGCUUUAUUUGGGAUACCCGCUAUUUCCCGGAAAGGACUACAAGCACCAAUUGCUCCUCAUAUUCCAAUAUUUGGGCACCCCGGAGGGCGAGGACUUGGAAUGCGUCAAACUGCCCAGAGCAAGAGACUACAUCCAGCUGUUGCCUCGGCAAAGAGCGGUCGAUGUUUUCCUGUACUUCCACAACCAUCCUCGCCGCAUCCAGAGGUUCGGCACCGCGACCAUAAAUCCACUAGGGCUUGAUUUGAUGACGAGGCUCUUGACGUUUGACCCCGAGAAACGGAUCACUGCCAGCGAAGCGUUGAAACAUCCAUACCUAGAGCAAUACCACGACCCGUCCGACGAGCCCAUCACUAAAGUGAAAUUAGAGCCCGACUACUUGGACCAAAAAAGCAAAAGCGAUCUCAGCAUCGACGCGUUGAAAACAUAUUUGUAUGACGCAAUUCUCGAGAUGACGCGGUCUCGUCUCAAAUAG
This is a messenger RNA of Metschnikowia bicuspidata var. bicuspidata NRRL YB-4993, 1104 nucleotides long. It is a transcript of the gene CEK2, whose product is annotated as Cek2p. Gene Ontology annotation, biological process: intracellular signal transduction; protein phosphorylation. The transcript has a single exon. Gene Ontology annotation, molecular function: ATP binding; MAP kinase activity. The record is from RefSeq and is a predicted model, not a curated record. Lineage: Eukaryota; Fungi; Ascomycota; Pichiomycetes; Serinales; Metschnikowiaceae. Bases 1 to 1104 code for a protein of 367 amino acids. Gene Ontology annotation, cellular component: nucleus; cytoplasm.